AUGGCACCAACCGAUACCAAAAAGGCCGACCAGGCCAAGCAGGGUCCCCCCAGACUCUCUGAUUACAAGGAAAUCCUCGACGAGAGCACAUUCGAACAGAUCCUCGAGAUGGACGAUGAUGAGGAGGACCGCGACUUCAGCAAGAGCAUUGUGUAUGGAUUCUUCGAUCAGGCUGAAAACACCUACAAGAAGAUGGAGAAGGAAAUAGAUGAGAAGAACCUUGAUGAACUCUCUGCACUCGGACACUUCCUCAAGGGCUCAUCCGCUACCCUUGGACUGGUGAAGGUGAAGGACGGCUGCGAGAAGAUCCAGCACUUCGGCGCCAACAAGGACGAGACUGGCAUCAUUGACGAACCGGAUACCGAGGUCUGCCUCAAGGCCAUCCAGAAGACUCUGGAUGAAGUCAAGGUCGAAUACCGCAAGGUCGAGAAGCUCCUCCGCCGAUACUACGGCGAGGAGAUUAAGGAGGAAGAGGAGAAGCCCGAAGUGAAGGAAGUGAAGGAGCCGAAGAAGGACGAAAAGCCCCAAGAAGAGCCCAAGGAGCCCAAAGAGGCCAAGGAGGCCAAGGAGGUUAAGGAGGUUAAGGUGGCCAAGGAGGCCAAGGAGGUCAAAGAACCCACGAAGGAGAAGGAGCUCGCCAAGGAGUCUUCGCAAUAA
Molecule: messenger RNA, 657 nt
Organism: Penicillium paradoxum
Lineage: Eukaryota; Fungi; Ascomycota; Eurotiomycetes; Eurotiales; Aspergillaceae
Product: Hpt domain-containing protein
Exons: 3
Coding region: 1-657 (218 amino acids)
Biological process (GO): phosphorylation; phosphorelay signal transduction system
Cellular component (GO): cytoplasm; nucleus
Molecular function (GO): histidine phosphotransfer kinase activity; protein histidine kinase binding
Source: RefSeq, a predicted model, not a curated record